AUGCCUAUUGCUCCACCUUCUUCCUUAGAAGCUUUGUUAAGGGAAUAUUUGGUUAAGAAUGAGACUAAGCAGAACAGUUUGGAAGCUGUUAUCCAAAGUAUUCCUGCAUCUUUGAGGAAUAUAGAAUCUCAACUAGGCCAUUUAGCAAACACUAUGAAUACCAGACCCCCUGGUACCCUGCCUAGUAACACUGAAGAGCCUAGGAGAAAUAAAGAGCAAUGCAAUAUGAUAGAGCUCAGAAAUGGAAGAUCUAAUUCUGUUGUUCAUGACAGCCCCCAAGGGGCUGCGCAUAGUGACACCUUGCCCAUUUUGGUUGAAUCUGACAAUCAGACCCCUAUAGAUGAGCCUUUAACGAAUAUUUCCAUGGAGAAGUCCAUGCCAAAGGGUCAAGCAACCAAGUCAAAUGUUGAGACACCAGUUGUCAAAAAUAGACCCCCACCACCUUUUCCUCAAAGGUUACAAAAACAGAAACAAGAUAAUCAGUUUAGGAAAUUUUUAGACCUCCUAAAACAGUUGCAUGUCAACAUUCCAUUUGUGGAUGCAUUGGAACAAAUGCCCACUUAUGUGAAAUUCAUGAAAGAAAUUCUUUCAAGAAAAAGGAGACUAGAAGAGUUUGAGACUGUUGCUCUUACACAAGAGAGCAGUCAAUAUCUGCUUAGUAAGAUACCUCCUAAACUAGGAGACCCAGGAAGUUUUACAAUCCCAUGUACCAUAGGAGACCAUUACAUAGGAAGAGCUUUGUGUGAUUUAGGUGCUAGUAUCAAUUUAAUGCCUCUGAGUGUGUACAAAAAACUAAAGGUAGGAGAGCCAAAUCCUACCACUGUCACCUUGCAGUUGGCUGAUAGGUCCCUAGUUUAUCCUGAAGGGAAAGUAGAGAAUGUCUUGGUGAAGGUAGAUAAGUUUAUUCUCCCAGCUGGUUUUAUAAUCUUAAACAAUGAGGAAGACUGA
Messenger RNA from Gastrolobium bilobum, 948 nucleotides. RefSeq lists its product as uncharacterized. Lineage: Eukaryota; Viridiplantae; Streptophyta; Magnoliopsida; Fabales; Fabaceae. The transcript is spliced from 2 exons. The record is from RefSeq and is a predicted model, not a curated record. The coding region runs from base 1 to 948 and encodes 315 amino acids.